Messenger RNA from Sphaeramia orbicularis (orbiculate cardinalfish), 2138 nucleotides. RefSeq names its product potassium channel tetramerization domain containing 10 (gene kctd10). Gene Ontology annotation, biological process: proteasome-mediated ubiquitin-dependent protein catabolic process; negative regulation of Rho protein signal transduction; protein ubiquitination. The coding region runs from base 118 to 1059 and encodes 313 amino acids. The transcript is spliced from 7 exons. NCBI's taxonomy places the organism in Eukaryota, Metazoa, Chordata, Actinopteri, Kurtiformes, Apogonidae. Gene Ontology annotation, cellular component: Cul3-RING ubiquitin ligase complex. The record is from RefSeq and is a predicted model, not a curated record. Gene Ontology annotation, molecular function: protein binding; ubiquitin-protein transferase activity.
UCAACAGGUGACGUCAUUUUUAUAACUGCGCAGCGUUAGGCCGGAAGGAAGUGGGUGUUAGCCGUGUUAGCUGACUGACGUUAGCAAGCUACAACUACGAAGUCUGUUGCGGGUUCUAUGGAAGAGAUGUCAGGAGAGAGUGUGGUGAGCUCGGCAGUGCCAGCAGCUACGACACGGACCACAUCUUUCAAGGGCUCCAGUCCAAGCUCUAAAUAUGUGAAGCUAAAUGUGGGCGGUGCACUGUAUUACACUACAAUGCAGACACUAACUAAACAGGACACAAUGCUCAAGGCCAUGUUUAGUGGCAGGAUGGAAGUCCUCACUGACAGUGAAGGUUGGAUCUUGAUCGAUCGCUGUGGAAAACAUUUUGGUACAAUCCUGAACUACCUUAGAGAUGGGGCAGUGCCACUCCCAGACAGCCGACGAGAAACAGAGGAGCUCCUUGCCGAGGCCAAAUACUACCUUGUCCAAGGCCUGGCUGAUGAAUGCACAGCUGCCUUGCAGAAUAAAGAGACGUAUGAACCUCUUUGCAAAGUGCCUCUGAUGACAUCCUCUAAGGAAGAGCAGAAACUUAUCGCAACGUCUAAUAAGCCGACCGUCAAACUGCUGUAUAAUAGAAGCAACAACAAAUAUUCUUACACCAGCAAUUCUGAUGACAAUAUGCUGAAAAACAUUGAACUGUUUGACAAGCUGUCAUUGCGGUUCAAUGGCAGAGUCCUCUUCAUCAAAGAUGUGAUUGGGGACGAGAUUUGUUGCUGGUCAUUUUAUGGCCAAGGGCGUAAGAUUGCUGAAGUGUGCUGCACUUCCAUUGUUUAUGCCACUGAAAAGAAGCAAACAAAGGUUGAGUUCCCAGAGGCAAGAAUUUAUGAAGAGACCCUCAAUAUUCUCCUGUAUGAGUCCCAUGAUGGGAGAGGUCCAGACAAUGCCCUGUUAGAGGCUACAGGGGGUGCUGCAGGACGAUCUCAUCACCUGGACGAGGAUGAAGAGCGAGAACGAAUUGAGCGAGUUCGUAGGAUUCAUAUCAAACGACCGGAUGACCGCACACACCACCACCAGUGACCUUUCCUCCCAGGACCACUCAGCCUGUGUCUUUGACCCUCGACAGUCUUUGUACCACGCUUGUGCCUUACAACACCCAACGCCUCUCUUUUUCACUUCCACUUUUUUUUUUCACCACCAGCUUUCACAAGGAGAAUACUAUGAGAUGAGUGUCAUGCAAUAGUGUGUAGUGGUGAAGUGAUGGUGUGCGUUUGUUUGUCCGCUGGUCCCUUUGUUGUGUGCACUCUUACAGACAGUAGUUGUUUGUUCUGUUUGUUAGUCAUGAUACUGUGUCUUGCUACCACUGAGGUCCAGAGUCAUGCAUGUUUGCAGUCAUUCCUGCAGGUGGCGACAACGGUUUCACCAAGUAUAUGAACAAAAAUGUGUUGUCAGUAUAACUUUUUAAUUUGAGGUCCUAUUUACAUCACAACCAGGAGAACAAUAAUUAUAUAACCUAAGCAGCUACAAAUGUAUGUUAAUUUUUGUUUCUCCUCAUUGUGGAUUCUUGUAUGGAAGGGGCCUUUCUAAGGUCAUCAGUGAGUGAAGUGUGUGUUGUAUUCAACAGGGCCACUUGGGGGCACUGUUUUAUUCUUAGAAGGUGUUACCAAGGCUGUUUUGAAACCAGUAGAUUAUAACAAUUAAACCUUUGAAAAUGUUAUAGAUUUUAAUACAGUUCAGAUACCACAGAUGGAUGCAACAUUUCAAAGUAUUCCUUCCACCAUAUUUAGUUUUAAACAUUUAUUUUGUUUCACUUCAUCCCACAAAAUGGUCAUUUUCAAUGGAAGGAACUUGAGCUGUGACCUGAGGUGUUAAAUGUACUGGGGUGAUUGAAUGAUGGAUGCUGAGCUUGAAGUGAAUGACUGUAACCAGAGAUCUCCCUGGCAGGAAGGGAAUCCUGUCUACAAGCUUUUAACAGGGAGAGAAAUUAGACCUGUCUUUCAUCACUGCAUUCAUCAAAGAAUGUACUGUUUGCACACAAUAGGUUUGAGCUGAAAUAUGUCUAACAAUCACAGUACUUGUAGGUGUGUUGUACAGAGGUGAACAGUUAUGUAUGUUUUAUAUUUAUACAUACUUUAUCACAAAUAAAUUUCUACAAACUU